Rhincodon typus (whale shark) is the source of this 7794-nucleotide messenger RNA. Its product is annotated as homer protein homolog 3-like. The transcript is spliced from 10 exons. The record is from RefSeq and is a predicted model, not a curated record. Gene Ontology annotation, cellular component: postsynaptic density; dendrite; cytoplasm. Gene Ontology annotation, biological process: regulation of store-operated calcium entry; G protein-coupled glutamate receptor signaling pathway. Gene Ontology annotation, molecular function: G protein-coupled glutamate receptor binding. NCBI's taxonomy places the organism in Eukaryota, Metazoa, Chordata, Chondrichthyes, Orectolobiformes, Rhincodontidae. The coding region runs from base 1 to 1317 and encodes 438 amino acids.
AUGCGGGAGAUCAGGGAGACUUCCAGUUUCCCUGGUGACUACACCUGUGAGAAGUGCGCCCGGCUGUAUUUCCUGACAGACCAUUGGAAACAAGUUAUCUUCAACCCUGAGGGACUGCCAAAGAAGAAGAAGAAAAUGAUAAAUUCACCCCUGCAUUUGAGAAAAAAGAAUCAGCCAGGUUUCCUGCUCCUGGUCGCUGUCCAGAGGUUCCUGGAGGGAGGGAGUCAGAGGGAGCAGCCGAUUUUCAGCGCACGGGCCCAUGUUUUCCAGAUCGACCCAGCAACCAAACGGAACUGGAUUCCAGCUAGCAAGCAUGCUGUUACCGUCUCUUUCUUCUACGACAGUACACGCAAUGUUUAUCGGAUCAUUAGUGUCGGUGGAACUAAGGCAAUUAUCAACAGCACCAUCACCCCUAACAUGUCAUUCACCAAAACCUCACAAAAAUUUGGCCAAUGGGCUGAUAGCCGUGCCAACACCGUUUACGGUCUGGGCUUCAACUCAGAGCAGCAGCUUUCACAGUUUGCAGAAAGGUUUCAAGAGGUUAAAGAAGCUGCACGAUUAACAAGAGAGAAAUCCCAGGAUAAAACUGAAUUAACAAACCCAGCACUGGAUAUUGCAGCUCCACAGGAAUUGUCAGGAGAUCUUCAUUCACCUCCAUUGCAACCAGCCAGUGCGAAUGGGAGCAGUGGUCCAAAACUGUACCACUCAGAGAGCUGUGAUGGGGAGAUGAUGCUGGACAGUGCUCGUCUUAAGACUCUCUUCGCCCAGGGCUCUAUUGGGGAGUCACAGUGGGAGUUGGAGCUGUUUGCACUGCAGGAGAGCAACGCGAAGCUGGUUCAGGCACUGCACGAAUCAAAUGUCACCGUUGAGCAAUGGAAAAAACAGCUGUCAGCUUAUAAAGAGGAGACAGAAAAACUGCGAGACCGGGUUAUUGAGCUUGAGUCACAAGGCGAGGCGGUUGUAACAGUUGCAACUCAAAACACUGACCUCAGCCAAUCAGUGGAAGAACUUGAGACGCUGUUAAAGGAAAAGGAGGAGGAGAUCCAGAUGCUGAGAAGCCAAAAGUCUGAUGUGACUGAUUUAGAAAGUGACCGGGAGGAGGCCCUGCUGAGACUGCAGGAAGUUGAGAAUCGGAAUGCUGAUCUAGAGCAACAGCUACAGGAUGUGGAGCAGACACUGGUUGACUGUGUGAAUGAUCGAGAGAGGAUUCAGUGCGAUGCACGGAAGCUGCUGGAUAUCCUUGACGUCAAGCUUUAUGAAUUGAAUGAUUUGCGACAUGGUUUAGCUAAAAUUGCUGAGAAGGAGGAAAAGUCUUGAAACGUACAACUGGCCUGAGAGCGGCGCAUCAAUUGUUUCACUUUAAUGUCUGUUGUUCCUCAUUCUCAGUAGUCUCUUCAACAUCAUCAAUCACUGAUCCCCAUUCCCAUCACCCUAUUUUACAUUCACUUCUGUUUUACCACUCAGAUGAGGUCACAGAAUCUAAGCAGCAAUAGCACUGACCUCUCAGGUAUUUCUGUGAAUCAGCAUUUCACCGCCAAGUCCAGAAGGUGCAAAUCCAAAGCUGCAGCUUAUCCCUGUGACAGUUCACUCUUGGUUUCCAAUCAACUAACUCUUCAAUGGCUUUUUUGCUUGUAUCAAUAACCCUGAGAUUCUUUUUCUGUUUAUCUAAAUCUCCUUUCACAUUUAUAACUGAAUGAGCUCACACUGCCCAUUCAGUACGUGAGCAAGUGGCCCAAUUUCAUUUUCAGAAGACACUUUGUUCAAGAGGACACAAACUGAACAUAAUAAAACAAACCAGUCAGCAAGACCCACAUCUUUCGCUGUAACAUAGUGAUAUGCCUCCCACCACCCCCGCCACUAUAACACUCUAAUAUAUCCCACAUCUCUCAGUCUAACACUCUGAAAUCCCUCACAGUAGCACUGAUAUAACCCACUCACCUCACUAUAACACUCCAAUGUACCCUACACCCUUCACUUUAACACUCUAAUAUAGCCCAUGCCCCUCACUGGAACAGACUGAUAUAUUCCACAGCUCUCACUGGAACACUAAUAAUAUGCCUCUCUGUAACACUGAUAUACACCACACCCCUCACUGGCAUACACUGAUAUAUCCCACACCCUUCUCACACAUUUGACACUAAAUCUUGGGCCAGAAUUUCAACCUCAAGUUGGUUUGUGGGAGCUGGGAAUUUAAAGUGUCCAUAAGGAUGGAUUUCUCAUUGCUGGCGAGCAGAUGAUGGUUGCAGUCAGGCAGUGUGCUCUUGGAGAAAGUUCAGGGGCAGCCGCAGGGUCUGCCAGCUGUUUAAAAGGCCUGUCAUACUGUUCUGGAGCUGUGUCUCAGUCACCAUAAUGACAGAAAAGCCUUCAUGUUCCCUCUCCAGCUCUUCCUCUCCAUGUAUUCCCUAUCACAGCUCAGGCCCCCUUCCCACCCCCAUAGCCCAAUAUGCUGCUUAAUGCCAAUAUACAAUACCUCAAACAACCCAUGGCUUUUCAUAACCGUGUGCCAGGCUAUGGCACUUCAAUGCCCAUUCACCCACUAUAUAGAAGCAUUGAAGGUUGGAUGUGUAAAAACUGCUUCUAAAAAAGUCAUUUGUUGAUGUUUAAAAAGUUCUCCAUAUUACAGCCAAUAAACAUGUUACACAAAUUUAAGAAAUGGGAUUAAGAGCAAGGUCAUUUGGUCCCACAAACCUGCUCCAAUAUUCAAUAUGUUCAUGGCUGAUUUGGUUAUUUCACAAUCCCCCCAGCCUCAAUAACUUUUCACCCCAUUGCAUGUCAAGGAUCCUCUGCCUUAAAAAUGUUCAAAGGCUGCUUCCACUGCUUUUUGAGGAAAAUAGAAGGCUUCAAGGUAACAUGGAUAAGUUGAGUGAGUGGGCAAAUAUAUGCCAGAUGCAGUUUAAUGUGGAUAAGUGUAAAGUAAUUCACUUCGGGAGGAAAUACUGAAUGUCAGAAGAUUAUAUAAAUAUAAGAGAUUAUAUAUAAUAUUAGGAAAUAUUGAUGUACAAAGGGACUUGGGUAUCCUUGUACAUAAAUCACCGAAAGCAAGAAUGUAGGUGUAGCAAGUAGUUAAGAAGGCAAAUACCAUGCUGGUUUUCAUCGCAAGGGGAUGAGAGUACAGGAGCAAGGAAGUAAGUCUUAUUGCAGCUGUACCAGGCUUUGGUGAGACCACACCUGUAGUAUUUUACAUUGUUUUGGUCUCUUUACCAAAGUAAAGAUAUACUUGCUAUAGAGGAAAUUCAGCAAAUGUUCACCACCUUAAUUCAUUAUGUGGUAGUUCAUACGAGAAGAAAGUGCAUUGACUUUAUUUACUGGAGUAUAGAGGCAUUCUAAUUGAAACACAAAAAAUUCUUACAUGACUGGACAGACUCGGUACAGGAACGAUGUCCCCCUGCCCCCCAAUUUGGGACCGGGUUUGUAGAAUAAUGCGGCACAGUCGCUAUUUCAACUGAGAUGAGAAGAAAUUUCUUCACUCAAGAGGGUGGUGGUCUUGUGGAAUCCUCUAACACAUAAAGCUGUGGUGGUGAUGUCACUGAAUAUAUUUAAGAAAGAAAUAGUUAGAAUUCUAGACACUAAAGGUAUCAAGUGACAUAGUGAGAGACUAAGAGAGUGCAAUCGGACAGAGGAUCAACCAUGACCCUACUGAGUGGUGGAGUGGGUUUGAAGGGCCAAAUGGCCUACUACUGUUCCUAUUUUCAAGUUUCCAAGUUUUCUAAUGGUGACUGACAGUUAACUGUCAAGCUUUCAUUGAGUAAUAAACCAAGCAGGUUGAUGCAUUACCUGGAGAAUGAACCAGGGAACGUCUGAUAAUUCUUAAAUGGUUGCCACCUAUUUUAUUGAAUCAUCCCAAUUCUACAAAAGUUCAGGCCAUUAACUGUUUUUUCUCUCUACAGUUGCUGCUAGACCUGCUGAGUUUCUCCAGUACUUUUUAUUUGUAAGCCUUCACUAUGUGUCCCUCUGGUAACUGACUCGUGCCACUAAACAGUUUAUCCUAUUUGUUUCCUUUGUUUUUUCAUGGGUUGUAAGCAUCACUGGCAAGGCCAGCAUUUGUUGCCUAUCCCCAGUUUCAUUUGAACUGUUUUGUGUCUCUAGGUCAUUUUCGAGGGCAAUUAAGAGUCAAUCACACUGCUGUGGAUCUGGAGUUACAUUUAAAUCAGACCAGUUAUGGGCAGCAGAUUUCCUUCCCUAAAGGACAUUAGAGUUUAUAAUGAUCAAUGAUAGCUUCGUGAUCACCAUCACUGAGACUGGCUCUCAAUUCCAGGUUUAUUGAUCGAAUUCAAUCAAUUUACUCUUUUAAUACUCUAUAAAAUUUUGAACAUUUUAAUUAAAACUUCUCUUAAUGUUCUCUGCUGUAAAGAGAACAAUCUCAGCUUCUCACAUUCACUGAAGACCCUUAUCCCUGGUACCGUUUCAGUAAAUCUCUUCUGCACUCGUUCCAUACAUCCUUCUGAAGUGGGUGUUCAGUAUGUGACAUGACUCCAGCUGGGGCCUAAUCAGUGAUUUAUAAAGGUUCAGCAUGACUUCCUUGUUCUUGUACUUAAUGUCCCUAUUGAUGUAGCACUGGGUGCUUUACUUUGUUAUUCUACUCUGCUUUAAAGAUUUCAAUACACACUUGCAGGUCUCUCCAUAUUUCUGCAGUCCUGUAAAACUUAUACAAUUUAGUUUAUUUUGCCUUUCAUUAUUCUUCCCACCAAAGUGUAACAUUUAACAUUUUUCUGUACUAUAUUGCAUUACCUAACAGUGUAUCCUCCUGAACUCUAUUAUUAGCCACCUCAUUGUUCAUUGCAAUUGAACAAAGAACAAAGAAAAUUACAGCACAGGAACAGACCCUUCAGCCCUCCAAGCCUGCGCCGAUCCAGAUCCUCUAUCUAAACCUGUCGCCUAUUUUCCAAGGAUCUGUAUCCCUCUGCUCCCUGCUCAUUCAUGUGUCUGUCUAGAUACAUCUUAAAUGAUGCUAUCGUGCCCGCCUCUACCACCUCCGCUGGCAAUGCGUUCCAGGCACCCACCACCCUCUGCGUAAAGAACUUUCCAAGCAUAUCUCCCUUAAACUUUUCCCCUCUCACCUUGAAAUCGUGACCCCUAGUAAUUGAGUCCCCCACUCUGGGAAAAAGCUUCUUGUUAUCCACCCUGUCUAUGCCUCUCGUGAUUUUGUAGACCUCAAUCAGGUCACCCCUCAACCUCCAUCUUUCUAAUGUAAAUAAUCCUAAUCUACUCAACCUCUCUUCAUAGCUAGCGCCCUCCAUACCGGGGAACCUCCUCUGCACCCUGUCCAAAGCAUCCACAUCCUUUUGGUAUUGUGGCGACCAGGACUGUACGCAGUAUUCCAAAUGUGGUCAAACUAAAGUCCUAUACAACUGUAAAAUGACCUGCCAACUCUUGUACUCAAUACCCCGUCCGAUGAAUGAAAGCAUGCCGUAUGCCUUCUUGACCACUCUAUCCACCUGCGUUGCCACCUUCAGGGUACAAUGGACCUGAACACCCAGAUCUCUCUGUGCAUCAAUUUUCCCCAGGGCUUUUCCAUUUACCGUAUAGUUCGCUCUUGAAUUGGAUCUUCUAAAAUGCAUCACCUCGCAUUUGCCUGGAUUGAACUCCAUCUGCCAUUUCUCCGCCCAACUCUCCAAUCUAUCUAUAUUCUGCUGCAUUCUCCGACAGUCCCCUGCACUAUCUGCUACUCCACCAAUCUUAGUGUCAUCUGCAAACUUGCUAAUCAGACCAUCUAUACCUUCCUCCAGAUCAUUUAUGUAUAUCACAAACAGUGGUCCCAACACAGAUCCCUGUGGAACACCACUGGUCACAGUUCUCCAUUUUGAGAAACUCCCUUCCACUACGACUCUCUGUCUCCUGUUGACCAGCCAGUUCUCUAUGCACCUAGCUAGUACACCCUGGACCCCAUGCGACUUCACUUUCUCCAUCAGCCUACCAUGGGGAACCUUGAGUUUUGUUUUAUCUGCAAAAUAUGAAAUUAUACUCUGUAUUCCCAAGUGCAGGCCAUGAAUAUAUAUCAAAAAGAGCAGUGAUCCCAACACCCAUCCCUGGGGAACACCAGAGUAUACUUAGCCUACAUCCUGUGAAUAAAUAAAAAAACAACUUGCUUCCAGUCUAAGAAACACCCGCUCACUGCAAUUAUCUACUUUCUGAGUUUUAGCCAGUUUCUUGUCUGUGCUGCCAAUAUUUCUUUAAAGCUACUGGCUAGAAUCUUGUUAACAAGCCAAUGAUGUGCUACUUUAUCAAGGACAUUUUCAAUGUCCUAGGGUCAAAUAUCGCUGAUUACCAGUACUCAGUGUCAGCUUAUGCUUACUGUGUUUUUAAUGAUUCACACAGCUGGUCAUGAUGUGUGUGCUAUGGUUUAUGCAUUGAUCCCCAAAAGUUCUGUAAUCUUGUUUGUGGUUGGCAGCAGACUAGUAGAUUUAGUAAGUGGUGGAGAACAUAGUUUUAUUUAGCAUUAGAUGUGUGUUAAAGUUUGAUUACUGAGCCGUACAUUUUCAUUAAGGGAGCUCAAUGUUUUGUAUGCUUUGUCAGAGUGCAGUUUUGUUUUAUGGAGCAUGAGGAAUUGGAGCUCAGCAACCCAAAGUGAUUGACAAGGAUCGGAGGGAAUGGGUCUGCUAAUCUGACUGUAAAAAAACAGAUUUAAUUGACUGUGUGAUUUCUGCAAGUCACCACAUCAACCUGGUCUCUCCUUCUCAAAUAAAUCAUAACCUGUAAAGUUCACCUUGCCCUUUGUCAGUGAUGCAGUGUUGAGAGUGGUUUGGGAUGGGUGGGAGAAAUCUGGUCUGACAGAUUGAUCAGGUCCUGAGUAGGUCAGGUCCGAAGUGGGGUGGAGCGUCAGGUCAGAGACUGGGAUUGUAACGGGUCUGAAGAGGUAAGUCGAAUAAAUAGUUAGGAGUAACACUAAAUGUUUAAUAGUCUAACUUUUCCUGAGUAAUUAUUUACUUAUUUUCAUUGGAACCCUUUGAACUCUCUAAUUUAAAUGGAUACUUUCAAACAGUUCCUGCAUCAGGGAAUUACCCAGCGGAAUCUCCAAUUUCCAGCGUAAUUCUUUCAGAAUCUGCUACAGUGGGAAUUCCAUAGGGUACCCACGUGCAACUCCCAACUACAUGGGAAUAACAAUUACGUCUGGCUUCAUAAAACGUGGCCCCCUCCUUAAGCCAUAAAUUUGCAUGGGCUCUAAAUAAAGCACAGUCACCAGAAGACAGCAUCCCCAUCAGACCCUGGACCAAUGAGCACUCAGUCAGCCUGCACACAAUCAUCAAACUUUAUGUAAAAACUCUUAAAAUUGUUUAGAUCAGAAAUUAUUACGGUAUUUAUUCCUAGGAUAAAUAAUUAGAAUUAAUAAUUACUAUAGAAUCACUAGAGGACUUUGAUAUUUAUGUACAAUAAACUGAAAUUUGUUAACGUAUUGAAGAUUCAUUAAAUUCUGCAAUUUAUAAUCAAGACACAUUGAGUACAGUACAUAUACAGACUAUACUUAGUGUAUAAGCAGUUGUGUACAUGACGUGUAUGCGGGAUACGUGGAGGCAGAAUGUGUGCUUUAGACAGAAUUUAUGUGUAGUAUAUACACAAUAUAUACGAUCUCUGAGUAGUGUAUUUGAUUAUACUAACUGUAUUUCAUGCAUACAGAAUCUACAAUAUUUAUAUGGGGCAGAACAUAUAUAAACACUUAGCUUCAGAUUGCGAGAUUCUAAUUUUGACUAAAACUGAUAACCUGUUAAUAAUCCAAUUCUAUAUAAGCCUUUUAAAAGUUGAGUGAAGAAUUGUAGAUAUCUUUCUCUGAGUAAACAAAUAAAGUGCAUAAUCAAACUA